CACUCUCUGAGUCAGAAUAUUUUUCUUUCUUAGAUCUUCCUUUCCUUGACUUUUUAUCACUAGGUCUUUCUACAUCCCUUUUCUUUUGUGAUCUGUCCAACCCAUUUGUCCAUGCAUCUGUAUUCUGGUUCCUACAUGAAUUUUUGGAUGUCAUUGGUCUUUCUCUGCUUUUGGAACCAGAGGAAACAUGCACUGGUUUCGAUUCAGAUUCAACAUCCGAAUUAGAGUCUGAAUAGGCACUUGCACUAUCUCUUUCACUUUGAGACUUUUUGGAAUCAUUUUGUUUUCUCUUCUUGAUGUCACUUGAUGUUUGAACGGAGCUUACUUUCGAGAAACUCUCAGAAUCACUUUCUGAUUCAGAGAAUGAUUCUUCACUGGAUGAGGCACUUCUCGAAUUCAUAUCAUUUUUAUUAUUUUUUUUCACAGAGUCUGCACUUUGUUUUGUUUUUGACUCAUAGCGUUUUCCAUGUCUGUCAUCUCCACUAUCUGAAUUACUGUCAGUGUCUGACACAGAUGAAUCUGAAGUGUAACUGCUAUAACUGUCACUAUCAGUCUGAUCAUCCUUCUUUUCUGAUGUUUUUAAAUCUAAAGAAAGGUCAGGAUCUGGUAGUUUUGACGGAGUAGGUGGCUUGGGAGAUUUCCUUGCAGCAGGUGGUUUCCCAACUACGGCAUCUUUUUUGGGUUUAUUUUCACCAUCACUGUCAUCGUCAAAAAAAUCAAAGUCUACUUCGCCUUUAAAUUCAUCUAAUCCCCUAUCAUCCAUCUUAACGAAAGUACCGUUUACACACGUUUUUCACUAUCACUCAUUUCAGAAAAGAAAAGCGUUCAGCUUGCCGACAAUGUUUUCUAGCAACUGCAAUGGCGUCACGAUCUCGUGAAUUUCGAGAAAUAACGGGAUCUCGUAAAUGUCAUAUAGUCUCAGCCAAGAUUGGGUUCUAUUUCCAAAUUUACAGUUAUGAUUCGAUCAACAUCUCUGCUAGCAACUCAUUACUAGAAGAAACAUACCAAUUUUAUUUCAAAAGUCUGACAAUAAUUAUAACUGACUGUCACAUGAAACAGGAUGAAAACCCAAAAGAACUACACCACUCAAAAUGUGGCAAGUUACACAGUAUUUUAUCAGGAAAAUCGACCAAAGAUGACUUCAAAAUAUCCUUUCUUGACAGCAGAUCAGAUUAAUUGUCGACUGAGAGAUCAAUGGAAAAAAUUAGCCAAGAAGGAAAAGAAGAAUUUUGCUAUCCCAAAAGUUUGUGUCACACCCAGCAAAGUAAAUACUGGAAUAAAGAAAAAGGUUAAAGCUGAAGACCAGGAACUGAAAAAAUCUACACCUAAUAAACCACUCUUUUGUGAAGAAAAUCCAAAAAUAGCAAACUUGAUACUGUCUAAGACUCUGAAACAAAAAUCUGUAGCUGAUUGGCUGGAUACAAACAAGCAGAAAUUGGCUGAAUCCAAGACCUACUCUGGUGUUGUUAACCCUGUCAAAGAUGUUCCUGAAGUUUAUGAUAGAACACCUCACCUGAAGACUGGGAUACUUAAAAAUACAGAAAGAUCUGUGUCACUAGAGAAGUCCAGACAAGAGGGUAGAACUCCAGCUAAAGUUACCUUUACCCCUAUUAACAAGCAGGGCAGGAAAUUAGCAAUAGCUAACAGGUUUACAGAUGAUUUCAAAACUGGUAAUGAAAGUAACUCCAUGGAGUAUAUUCAACCUAAAAAUCUAAAACACGAUUUUGAGAUUGAUGAAGAUAGACAGUCAGAAGUUCAGUCUUAUACAUGUGAUUUUGAUGAUGGUGGUGAUGAGGAUGAAAGCAAUGAAAUAGAUAGAGAAGAUUAUAGUGAUAGUGAUGAUGAUAAUCUUCUUCAUUAUCAUCAUGAGAAUGAUGAAGAUGAUACCCAGCAAACAGAGGAAUCAAAUCCCAGAACCCCUAUCUCCAAACCAGUCUCUCAAACUUGUAAAAACACUGAUCAAAUUGUACCAAACUCUUCUGAUGCUUCUUCAGAAAUUUGUACCACUGCAUCCAGCACACCAAAAGCAUCAAAGGCACCAAAACCACUAAAGAAUGGUUUGACUACACCAAGUCAAUCAAAACGCACCCUUAGACCACGUAAACGAAAUACAUCACAAGAAGAAAAUGUUGUUGAAAUUCCAAGUUUUGAAAAAGGAAUCAGUCCAAAAAUGUUUGGCCUUCAUAAAGAAAGGGGGAAUACAAACCUAGCAAAAUUGAUUACUGGUGAUCUGAACCACCAAGAAGAAAAGCAGCUUCUUGUAUUGGGUGAUCCUUACUACCAAGAUGGGCAAAAACUUGUAUUGGAUGGUAAAAAGCUAGUAAAAGAAAAUUUGAAGGCUUGUCAAGUUCCAAAUGUCAAUCAGAUGAAAGAAAUGGAAACAGAACAUGUAAAAAAAUCAAAUAGAACAAAGAAAACUGGUAGAAAAGAUAAUAAGAAGGAUGACAAUAAAACAGCUGGUGAUGAAGAAUUGGGGUGUCGUAGAACAGCUAAGAGAAAAACCAGAAAUAAGAAACCAGUCUAUGAAAAUAGCAUCUUAAGGGAAAGUGGAGAUUUUGAUGAUUUGGGCAAUAUCACCAGCAAGAAGAAGAUGAAGACUAAAGUGCUGCCUGGUUUAUUUGAUGAGUAUGAUAUUGAAUUGAUAUCUAAAGAAGAAUGCAUCAAAAACCAAGAUAAACUGAUUUCUGAGUUUCCAGCUUUUCAACAUUGUGAAAACAAAAUGAAAAACAACCAAAAAGAUGAUUUCAAAAGUGGAAUUGGUUACGAUUUGAAAAAACUUGUAACAGAAAAAUUACAAGAUAAAAAUGAAUUAACAGGAAAAGCUUUGGACACGAUUAAAACCAUGAUAUCAACACCUCAAAAAUCCAAUUCUAAGAAAACAAAAGAGAAAGAAAAUCUGAAGAAUAACAAUAACAUUAUUGAUAAUGAAUUUGAAGAUAUUGACAUAAUCCUGGAGGAUUUUGAUGAACCUGUUACAGAGGUCAAGCAAGACUUUGUGGACAUCAAUAACAAUUCAAGUGAGAAUCUGGAUGAAAAAGAAGAUACAUCAUUGUUUGGGCUGAAAUCCUUCACAUGUUCUUUUAAGUUGGGAAAGCCAGAUUCCUUUUCAUCAUGCUAUGAUGAUGAUACUGAGUAUGUUGAGGAUCAGCUAAGCUGUUCCAAUGGUAAUAAUACCCUACAGAAGAUACUGUCAAGUUUACGUCAGAUUGGAUCCCAAUCCAGUGUUGAAGAUGAAGAGAGUAACAUUUUAGAUGCAGAUGAUGAACCAAUGGAUGUUGAGGAAUCUCCAAAAAUUUUAUCACCAACUUUAUCUGGAGUGUCAGAACUUUCAAGUUUAUCAGAAGUAGAACACAAACUAGUCGACAAACCUGGAAAGAAAAACAUAUUAAAAGGGAGAAAACAACCAAGUAGAGUUAAAAAGGGAAAAGGGAGUGAAACUGAAGAACUGCAAGAUGAGGAACCUCCUGAAUUUCAUGAUGUCAACAACAAGGUUAUUCCAAGAGGUGAAAUUUGUGAAAUGUUUGAUGAGAUUUCUCCACCAAAUAAAAAGUUCAAGAAAAGUAAAGAAAGAAGGCAAUAUUAUUAUUGGGCUCGAACAACUGUUUCUGAUUUGUGCACUAUAUUAGGCUGUCGACACCAAACAUUAACUUAUCUUUCACAGAUUCGUAGCGAGUAA
Molecule: messenger RNA, 3676 nt
Organism: Lottia gigantea (owl limpet)
Lineage: Eukaryota; Metazoa; Mollusca; Gastropoda; Lottiidae
Exons: 6
Coding region: 1061-3676 (871 amino acids)
Source: RefSeq, a predicted model, not a curated record